AAUACGUGUUUUGCUCGUCAUCAUUAUAAACUUCGGAAUAAAAAAGUUAUGACAAUUUUUCGAGUACCAAAAAGAAAUAUUAGAUCAUAAAACAAAAAAUUAAAUAAAAUAACCAAAAACAAAUGUUUUUGCAUAAAAAGUACAACUUCUUGUAAGAAAUUCAGAAAAAAUAUAACUUACCGGAAAGUGACACAAGUAUUUAUAAGAAUAUACAAUACAUACCUACAAUGAAAGGAUUUGUAAUUGGAUAAAAAUAAACAAUUAAUCUAUUAUCAAUAAAACUUUGUUUUGAUUAGAAGGUGAGUGAUGUUACAUUUCUGUCAUCACCACCCUUCAUAAUUAAUUCAAAUCCUCAUUUAGACUUUAAUCAACUUAACAGAGCGCUCUUACUACACACUGCCAAUUCAAGCUGCCAAACAUCAUUGUUACCAUCAACUAAAAAAGCUGUGCAAUCGGUGAUUGAACACAAGUUGUAUCAACCUCAACACCAUCACGAUUUAUUUUAUAAAGAGAGCAAUAACAACACAUCCUCAAAUCGAGGAACACCACGAAAUCCUCAAUUUGUAAUUUUUAAUCAGCAACCAAGGCCAACUUCUCUGAUAACCACAAAUAAUUGGAUUGCUGCCUCUGGUACAAAACAGGAUAAACCUCAAGAAGAAACAAAGGUUAAUGAAAAACGACAUACAAUUGGAUGUUUUGGUAACUCAAGUCCAAUUAACACAUUGAUCAAUAUAAUAUGCAAAGAGAACGGAAUGAACGACGUGUCCACUAUUUCUUCGAAAGUUAGAGACAACAUGAACAACACCAAUACUUUGAAACUACAAAAUAAAGGACAUGAAACUAAUCGAAAAGAGAACGGAUCCUCCAGUGCAUCUGCUAAAAUGGCACCAACUAGAGUCAAAACAUCACAAUCGAUUCCCGAUAAAAAGGACAUACAAAACAUGUCCCAAGACUCAUCAAGUAUCAGGAUGACACGCUCAAAAGCAGCUUUAUUGCGACAACAACAUGUCACAGCAACGUCUCCACCUUCUAGCUCAACACUUUUACCAGACUCACGUCGAAGUAAAAGUGCCACAUCUCCCAUUAGCACCAAUGCAAUUCGGACAACAAAAGCUUCUAGGUUGAGAGCAGCAGCACUUGCAAAAUCACCUACAACUGAAACUCUGUCGAUUCACCGAUCGCCUGUGAGCGAACCAAUUACACAACAACAUGUAUCUAAAAAUGUCGGCACCUCGCCAACAAGUGAUUCUAAUACAACGAAUGUCAAUGCUGAGACUCAGCCACGUAGAAAAUUAUCAGUUCCAACUAUAUCAUCAAUGCAAAUAAACCAAACACUCAGUGAUUGCGAAGUGACUGUCGGAAAACGAAGUUCAUCUGUAACUGGUGUGACAAAUAGAACGAAACAAAAUUGUACAACAACUCGAAAACCUUCACAAAAUCCAAGUCGGUCAAUUAGUAAGUCCCCAAAUAAACAGGCUGGAACCAAAACUCAAAUUUCUGGUAGUGCCGAACAGAAACAGUCAUCAAAUAUUGAAAAAGACAAAUCAUCAAAACGCAAAUCAAAUUUGAAUAAAAAUUCCGAAAAUUUAGUAGAUGAUACGCUUACUGCUCAAAGUCGUCGGUUUCAGAUAGCAUUGGACACAAAGAAGUCCAAAACACCGCCAACUUCACCUCGACACAACAAACUCGGGAAUUCUCCGUCGACAGGUUCGUCUUUAACUCCUAGUCCAGUGAUUCAGCCUGCAGGUAAAUUGAAAAUCCCGCGUCAGAAAAAGGGUGACAUGGAUCGCCUUAGUUCUCGAAAGCUGCCAAACUCAACACACAAGUCACGAAAGGACGAUAUUAGUGGUACAAGUAUCAAAUCAUCGUAUCAUGCGGAAACAAAAUUAAGUGUUGACGAUACUAAAUUUAAUAAAAUGUUAAAAUCACCGACAUUAGAGGCUCAUCCAAGACUGGAAAAACGAACUCGCUUAAUGGGUACAAGAAGCCUUGAUCGAGGUCCUAUUGAAAUCAUUCCUAAAGCUGCACCAAGACAACACAUAAUUGAUGUUCCUGUAGUGGAAAAAAGUACUGAAUGUGAGAAGAAAAAGCCAAAAAUAUUAGUAGAAAAACAGAUUAAUACAAAUCCACAAGUUGUCGAAAUACUGAAAUAUUCUAAUGAUUCGCUUCAACUGAACAAAGGAUCCAUUAUUUGUAUUGAGAACGAUGAUGAUGAAUUGUCGUCAUCACGCAUGAUGCAGGACAUACAAAGCACCAGACAACAACGAAUAUUUAGUCAAGAAGCUCAAAUAAGCGGUCGUAGAAAAAGUGAUUCUGAACAUCAAACAUUAAGCAUUUCUAAUCAUAUUGUAUCGAUACUUAAGAGAAAGGAUUUAGAGUCAAGCUCGAAUGCAUCAAAUAAUGCUUCGCCUGUCACUUUUAGUCCGUCAGUUGUAGAUACACCUGUGAGAAACACUAAAAAACAAGGAAUAUUAAAGAAACGAAGCUCACUGGAUGAAAGUCGCUAUAGCAGAAGUCAUUCUCCUGAUGAUCGUAGUAUUUUAGUCAAACAUAAUCGAAGAAAUAGUCUCGAAGAGACGCAUGGCAUACUUAAACAACCCAGUUUUGAGUCAAAAGAUGAAUCGUGUCACAGUUCUCAUGGAAUCCUGAAGAAAAAAGAAAGCAUUACACCGUCAGGUGAGCCAAAACAUGUAUCAAUUUCUCAAGCUGUCAUUUUAGCUGCAGCCGAGAUCUGCAAAGAUAUCGUCAAUACAGGAUUAGAUGACGGUUCUUACGAAAUACGGCCAAUUUUAAAACAAGACUCGCAGAUACAUACACCAUCCAAUGGUACACCGCAUCCAAAGCCUAUACUCAAAAAGAAAUCCUUCUCUGAAGGGGAAGAGUUGUCUCGAUGUAGUAAUGAUGAUACUUGUAUCCGUCCAAUUCUGAAAACCUCACGUAAGUCCAGUAGAGAUGAAGGUAAUUCAGAUACAGACAACGAGAGCGUUAGUGGCAAACGAUCCAUUUUGAAGACAGAUUCACCAGCAAAACGUCGCAGCUUCGGUGAUCCCUUCGACUCAAAUAUUAUAAUGCAUCGUAGCAAAUCAUUAGAAAAUUCAGACUCGAAGCCAGAAGUGCAAGCUAGUUCUGACAGAGUUGCACUUCCGCUCAUUUCAGUACAAGAGCGCAUCAAAAGCAUGGAACAAUUUUUGACAAAACCAUCAAAAUCUAACUCAGUAAUAUCCAGCAGAUCCGCUCAAGUUCAUCGAAGGGAAUUCAAAGAGCGCUUCAAGACGCAUCCCAUUACCGUGGAUGAGUUAGGAAGUUCUACCUCAAAACGUGAACAAAUUUUUAAGCCAUCAUCUUUGGACACCCUCAAUAAGGGCGUUUUUCACCACGAUACUGGUAUCUCAUCAUCACAUUCCAGUGAUUUCAACACUUUGGUGGCAUCCGUUAGCAGUGACAGUGGUAUUCAGUUUGGAAAAAUGUCUGAAAUGUCCAAUUCAGGUGGGGAUGUCUCCAAAUCGACAAGUGAAUCGGAAAAAAGUACUAAGCACGAAAACGCUGUUGAACAAGUUCCGAAAGUAGAAGUGUUUAAAGAUGUGGAUGAUAACGUUACGGAUAAAAUUGAAAUAAUAGAAGGUGAAAAAGAUGAUGAUGUAACUAAAAAAGAGAACAAAAACUCGAAAAGCUCUUCUAGUCUCAAACGCACGAAUAGUGUCAAAGCACGUGCCAAUUUAUUUCAAGAGUUGGAAAAAAAACAAGCGGAAAUUGAGAAACCGGCGCCGCAAAAAACUGAAAGAGUUCCAUCACUUCGCAUUCGAGCUGAAUUGGAAAUGGAGCAUACCAAUAAUCAAAAUAAAAAUUUAAAUAUUUCUGUUUCGGACGAUUCUGGCACAGAGUUUGAACCAUCAAAUAAGAAAUUUGAGGAAAAGUUCAAAUUUUUCGCUGCAUUGACAUCUUCAUCUGCUUCGUCAUCGCCAACAUUAAUUACUGACUAUGGGAGUACGACCACUACUCAUAAAAAUUCUUCAAAAACAACGUUAUCGCCUCCAUCAACCAAUUCUACGGGAAUUACCGUGAGCGACAUCAAAAAAGGAAUUCUGAAAUCAAAAUCCGGCGCGAUCGGUUUAUUUCCCACGGACCUUAGUUCCGAACUAAAAUCACGACUCAAGAAAUCCACACAUGCGUCUGUCAGUAACUUGAAAAAAUCAGCCACAACAGUUGCAGCAAACAUUGAAGCAAAAAAAGAGUCAGAGGUUGGCGGAGAUAAAUCUACUGAGAGUGCCAUUCGUGUUACGUCUGAAAGUUCAUCAGAGUCUGAUGAUGAGGAACCUGGAAAGAAUCUAGCAAAAAUCCUAAGAAGUGUUUCAAAAGCAUCAGCUGUUCAAGACGACUCAAAAAUACUUAAGAAUUUGAUGACGGUCGGAAAAUCAGCACAAAAUGCACGUUCCACACAAGGUGAAGAAAGAGAUAAUUCAUUGAAUAAGGAUUUGAUGUCGGCUAUUGCAGCGAAAGCUUCGAAAAAUCGUAUGGACCAAAAAGAAAGCUCCAAAAGUCAGUCUCAUCUAGCCCAAAAAGAUGAUGUAGAUAAAGGCCUGUCUGAAAAAAACGUAAGGUAUUCGUUAAAAAACUUAAAGUCAGAUAACGAAAAUUUGAAACGAAGUUACACAGAGGCUGACAUAACAAUGAGACCAGAAGGUGAUACUAUUGCGAAGAGUGGAUCAAUUGCCGAACGUCUUGCAGCUUUGCAAAAGAGUGGCGAAGACGAUUGGCGGAAAAGAAUUGCAAAAAAGGAUGUUGGCGACGAAGUUAAACGUGAAAAUUUAGUUAAUGAUGCUCUCAAUUUUGCAAAAUCGUUGGAUGAUAAAAAAAAACGACAAGAAAAGGCGCCUAUACUUGAUAGUACAUUAGCUGGUGGUAAUAUUUCAGAUCGACUUGGAAUGAUUAGGACAGCCAGUGAAGGAUGGAAAACUCGAGUUGAACAACAAGACGCCUCCCAUUUCACCAUUGCUGCUAAAUUGACCAAAAAAUCGGAUCCUCAACUGCCUUUCGUUAAGUCACCGGGAAAACAAUCAUUGACUCCAAUGAAGCCAUUCAAGAGUUCGAACGUUGGACUUACCAAGUCUUCAUCUAUGAUGGUACAAACACAGAUCGCUUCAAACACCGUUAAUGCUGUCGGUGAAGAUAAGGGUAGCUUGCUGAAACGCAGUCAUAGUGUACCUGGUGAUGGAGAGGAUAGUGAAAAUAUAAGAAUUCUUGCUUCAGAUAGUGUUAAGAAAGACAAACAUGAGUUCAUUGGAUCGAAAGUGAUGAUUCCAAAAUUGGACGAUGAUGUCACUUUUUCAAAUUUUUUUACCAAAACUGUGAUAAAUGAGAAAGUUGAAGUUGACGAUUUGAAUGUGAUCGAAAGAACCACUGAGCGGCUUCUAGCUGGACACAAAAAGGUAGUCCAAGGACCGAAGAGACGACAGACAGCUAGAAAUCCACUAAAAGCCUUAGCUGCAAGAACGGACUUACAAAGCGAAUACACGGAAAUCAAAUCUGGAAUAGCAGAGAAGGAAUUGAAAAGAAUAAAGUUGGAGCAAUUGUCGAAGGCAAAAAAUUUAGCAGUUGAAGCAUUGGCUGGUUUGGCUUCGGUAGAAGAUUUUAAGUCAGUUAGUCUGAAAUCUAGCAGCUUACCACUGAAUCAGCAAUGGAUUCCAUUUAAACCUCUGAUGCUUUUGCAUAUAAAGGGACGUCGUCAUGUGCAAACUCGUCUUGUUGAGCCACAUUACAAAUCCAUAAAUCGUGGUGAUUGUUUCGUGCUUGUUACACCGGAAAAGGUUUACAAUUAUACAGGCACAUUUGCAAAUGUCAUCGAAAAAUCUCGUAGCAAAGAUAUUUGUGCUCAAAUUAUCCGAGAUAAAGAUUUGGGAUGUACAGCUGCUUCGGUAACGUUAGUUCAAGAGACCUUAGGGAAGUUUAGUGAUAGAAAUUCACAAGAAUUUUGGAAAAUUCUCGGAAAAGCCGAUGGAGUGUGCUCCGUAGAUGAGCUUUUUGCUUGUGGGCACGCUGACGAAGAUGAGCUCUUUGAAGCUUGUCUACUUGAGACUAACCAGGUUUAUGAGCUGAUUGACGAGGCUCUUGUUCCUCUUGAAGAAUUUUGGGGUCAAAUUCCAAAAAUAUCGAUGCUCAAUGCAGAUAAAGUGCUUGUAUUUAAUUUCGGUAGCGAAGUUUAUGUGUGGAAUGGAAAAAAUGUUAGCAAUCAGGAUAAACGGUUGGCAAUUAAUCUUGCCCAGGAACUUGUUCAAUCAGGAUAUGACUACUCAAUGUGUGAUUUGUGUCCAUUAAACUUUUCACUCAUUGCUGGAGAUCGCUCAUCUUCACAAAAAAUUACGAAAAGUGGAAAAGAAAAACCGGAAUGGUGCUUAUUGGCUAAAGUCACACAAAACAUGGAGACUGUGUUAUUUCGGGAAAAAUUCCAAGAUUGGCCAGAUAUUACUGUACAAUUCAGAGAUGACGUUAGCUUUGGAGAAGACGGUUCUGAUAUUACCCCUCCCGAUGGUGAGCGCCUUUUCAAGGGAGAACCAUAUGAAGAACCGAACCUUAUUUUAGAAAACUCCAAUUUGGGCCGAGGUCAUUUUUAUUAUGACGAUGACACAAUGCGUCAUUAUGAAAUUAUAACGGAAUCAGUGCAAAAAUGGCAUCUGACCGAGCAAGAAUAUAAACUUGUAGCAUCUGAAGAAGAAUUUGGUCACUUUUACUCCGCCGAAAGCUACACCAUUCGUUGGAUUUAUCGCAUUUCCAUCACUGUUCGUGAGCUUUCUGGGAAAAUAUCUGAGAGGGCCACUGUUGGUCGUGAUAGAUGUGCAUACUUUUGUUGGCAUGGCUCUGAUGCAUCAACGAAUGAAAAGGGAGCUGCUGCUUUAAUGACUGUCGAACUAGAUAAGGAAAAAGGAUCGCAACUACGAAUAUCACAAGGCGAUGAGUCAACCGCAUUUAUUAGACUUUUUAAAAUUAUGUUCAUCCAUAAAGGAAAGUCUGAUGAGGAUAAUUUUCAAAAGUGGCGCUUAUAUAUCAUAUCAGGCAAUUGUUUAGAAGAAACAGUUGUUACUGAGGUACCAUGCAAUAUGAGACAAUUGCGUUCUCGCACAAGUAUGCUUUUAAUAAAUGGCACUUUAAAGGAGAUAAUUGUAUGGCAUGGUGCUAAGAGUCUAAAACACACCCAAGAUGUUGCAAACAAUGCCGCAAAAAUUAUUUCCGAGAAAAAAUUCAAGCAAUUAUUCCCUUCAAACACGAUUCAGGUUAAUGUUGAAGAACAGUUUGAGGGCAAAGAAACUUUGCAGUUUAUGGAUGCGAUUCAAGGCACAAACCGCCACUUAUACAAUUCAUUGAUGAGCUCAACACAUCCAUAUGAUUUUACACCGCGACUGUUCCAUUUUUCUUCAACUUCUGGCAGUUUUGGUGUCACCGAAAUCAGUUACCAACUUCGCAUGAAAGACAAAGCAUCUCCUUACCCAUUUUCGCAAUCCACCCUCUACAAUGCGCGUCAACCUACGAUAUUCAUGCUUGAUAAUGAUCAUGUUAUUUGGUUGUGGUUCGGAUGGUGGCCUGUGGAAGACAUAACAACUGGAUCUGAUUCUUGCGAUAGUGUUCCGACCAGUAGUCCUAACAAUGAAAAUCGGUCUGGAGUAAAUCGAUGGCAAGCAGAGCGAAAAGCUGCUAUGGAAACCGCUGUAGCAUAUUGGAAUGCGAAAAAAAAUUUGUCUGGCAAAACAUCAUGUUGUAACAGUGAGUUAUCUAGUGCUAGCACAUUGUCGGAUGGCGACGACGACGAAGUUGACAAAUCAUCGAGUGAUAAAGAAACCAAUGCUUCUGUCGCGCAAAACGAUAAGUCAGAGAUAAAUGGAUUUAUUGUGUGGGCAGGACUUGAGCCUACAGAGUUUAAAGCUAUUUUCCCAGAUUGGAUUGAUCGAGAUGACAUUGCUGAAAUUAAUGUUCAAGAUGGACGCCAUGCUAUCGCAACACCAAUUACAGCAGCACUCUCGCAUUUCAAAUGUACUUCAUAUCCUCUUGCAACACUGCUGGAACGGCCUCUGCCUGAGGGAGUUAAUCCAACCAAACUAGAAUUGUAUUUAAACGACGAAGAAUUUGAAUCUGCUCUAGGAAUGUCAAAAACAGAAUUCUCUCAACUUUCGUCAUGGAAACGAUCGAAAUUGAAGAAAGAAAAGGGUUUAUUUUAAAUUAUUUAUACAAAGUUGUCGCUCCAAAACGUAGGAGGUCUGAUAACGAAAUGUUUUAUAAAUUACAUAUAUAAUAUCUGUGUAUUUAUUUUUUUUUUAACUCAUAUAAAAUUUAAGUUAAAUAAUAAUAAUAAUAAAAAAAAAUAAUCGAUUUAUUAUGAAAAAAACCAAUAAACAUUAAUUAAAGUUUCGUAUAUCGAAAAAAAACGUGAUCCCAAGACUUUAUACUAGUCAAACAUUCUAGAAAAAUGUCUAAUUAAAUAAAAAAAAAAUCAAAUAUUCAUCAAGCUUCAGGCAUCAUUUAGUAGAUAAAUAUCUUUUAAGUUCUAAUUUGUUCUGGUGUUAAAAUGGUGUUAAAAAGGACAUUAUGCAUUUAACAAAUGUCACCUAAAUGUACGUGAGGAAUUUGAACAAAAAACUUUUUGAACUUUAACUUGUAGUAGUAAAUAAAAACACAACUCAUAUCAUCUUGACGUUGAAUGUUUUUUUAAAUUCACUAUGACAUAAAUAAAAAAAAACUGAAUAUUUGUAACUCAUUCUCACCGAUUUUUGCCGUUCUCAAUUCACAUUCAUUAUAUACCUUUUGAUAUUAAGGUGCCUUUGUCCAAUUUUACAAGAAAAAUGAGUAAAACCCAGAUUGAAAACCGACACACAUCGCCUUUUCCACGAUAAAAAUAAAACUGCAUUGGCUAACACAACCUUAUUAAAUUUAAAUGUUUACGUAAAUUAAUAUGUAAUCUUAACAUUUAGCAUCUAAAGUGAAUUAACAAAAACCGCUUGAAACGCGACGAAUAAAAUACAUCCGAAAAUGUGCCAAACUAAGUAAAAUGAUUGUCAAAAUGUGCUUCAUGAAAAAAAACUGACGACUCAGAAAUAUUAUUAAAUGAUAGUACUUAAAUAUUUUUUUUUAUCAAAUAAAUAAAUUAAGACUAAAUUUUAUGUUCAUGAUAUAGGUGUUUCCUUUGUUAAAAUGAUACAUAUGAAAACCGAUGGUCAGAUUAGAAAAUUUUUGAGAAAAUAAAGCGUCAAAUACAAAAUAUUAUUAUAAUAAUAUUCUUAAAUAAAUUUAGAAUAAGAAUCAAUACAUUAUUAUAAUUAAUAAAAU
This is a messenger RNA of Culicoides brevitarsis, 9309 nucleotides long. RefSeq lists its product as uncharacterized. The record is from RefSeq and is a predicted model, not a curated record. Gene Ontology annotation, biological process: actin filament severing; barbed-end actin filament capping; cytoskeleton organization. NCBI's taxonomy places the organism in Eukaryota, Metazoa, Arthropoda, Insecta, Diptera, Ceratopogonidae. Gene Ontology annotation, cellular component: actin cytoskeleton; cytoplasm. The transcript is spliced from 17 exons. Bases 753 to 8204 code for a protein of 2483 amino acids. Gene Ontology annotation, molecular function: actin filament binding; phosphatidylinositol-4,5-bisphosphate binding.